This is a messenger RNA of Aspergillus glaucus CBS 516.65, 2291 nucleotides long. Its product is annotated as putative siroheme synthase. NCBI's taxonomy places the organism in Eukaryota, Fungi, Ascomycota, Eurotiomycetes, Eurotiales, Aspergillaceae. Gene Ontology annotation, molecular function: uroporphyrin-III C-methyltransferase activity. The transcript is spliced from 2 exons. The coding region runs from base 456 to 2135 and encodes 559 amino acids. Gene Ontology annotation, biological process: sulfate assimilation; siroheme biosynthetic process. The record is from RefSeq and is a predicted model, not a curated record.
UCUAUUCUCUUUACAUCGAGCGAUUGCUGUCAACUGGUCCCCGGGACGCUUAGUAAGCCAUUUCCGAUCACGCAAUAUCAAAUUGACUGCAUCGGGAUUUGCCAAUUAGGAUCAGAUCGAGUAUAAACAGAAGAAUUUUGAGCAGCGAUCACUGCAAGAAAUCUCAGUUUCAUUCGGGAAGAACCUCGUGUGUUAUCAAUUGCCACAGAUACGCUUAUCGGGCUGUCAUCGUUGUCUGUCACUGGAAAGUGUUGCUGUUAUCGUCGAUUCGUGGGCAUUUUUCCGCGGAGCUUGGAGUUUGCAGGGUUCAAAUAUCGUCUGUGUCCAGAUCGGCUCUUUUCGAUGUGGUGUUGAAAUUGGACUAAGUCAAGACGCUUUCAAUUCUAUCUUAAGCCAUACUAAGUGAUCGUUCGCCAAUUUCAACCAUACGAACCUUACUGUGGCAAACCGGCACGAUGAAGGACGCAUCGUGUGAUAACGGCCCCUGGGCACCAUUGCUGGCGGCCGUGAAUGCCGAAUCACAGGUGCAUUUGAUCAUCGGAUCAAACGCUCUGGCAGCAGCUCGUUGCAGCAAGAGUCUGGAUGCCGGCGCAAGGCCGAUUAUCAUUGCACCGGAAACGGCUGAUUUGCAAUAUACCCUGUCUGAGCGCAUUCAAAAUGGUUCAGCAGAAUGGGUACGCAGAGAAUUCCAAGAUGACGACUUGACAACUUUGGGGCGGGAGGAAGUUGACCAAGUGGUGGACAUGGUCUUUGUUACUUUGGGCGGUAGCCACCCACUGAGCCCACACAUUUCGAAGCUGUGUCGACGUCUCAGGAUUCCAGUCAAUGUAUCAGAUGCCCCGGGGCUUUGCACGUUUAUGUUGCUUUCUACGUACUCGGAUGGCCCUCUCCACGUUGGCAUUACAACAUCAGGACGAGGAUGUAAGUUGGCUUCGCGUUUGAGAAGGGAAGUUUCUUCUUCGUUACCAUCGAACCUCGGAAGCGCCAUCGACAGACUAGGCGCAGUGAGACGUCGCCUGUGGGAAGAAGAUCAAGCUGCCGGGCUUUGCGAUACGGCUUUCGAGGGAGACGAUGAUGACGCAACGGGCCAGAAGCACACUUUUAACACAUUAUCGACGAACGAUGAAAUAUACAUGGCCAAAACGAGACGCAUGCGUUGGCUUUCUCAGAUUUGCGAAUACUGGCCACUCCGCAAACUCGCCGCUAUUACCGACUCUGAUAUCGACGACAUACUCAAGGCCUAUUCGUCUGUGAAUGGCGAUGCGCGAGAUGUUAACGGCGUAACAACGAGGAAAGGAAAGAUCAUUUUGGCUGGUUCUGGUCCGGGGCACCCCGAUAUGCUCACUCGGGCCACAUAUCAUGCCAUCCAAAGCGCAGACAUCAUUCUGGCAGACAAGCUCGUGCCAGAGCCUGUUUUGAACUUGAUCCCACGCAGGACGGAAGUCCAGAUUUCCCGCAAAUUCCCCGGGAACGCAGACCAGGCGCAAGAGGAAUUCCUCCAAAUGGGACUAAAGGCAUUGCGCAGCGGGAAACAGGUACUCCGACUGAAACAGGGCGAUCCCUACCUGUACGGCCGUGGCGGCGAAGAGUUCGAAUUCUUCCGAAACGAAGGACACAUCCCCGUGGUCCUACCGGGUAUCACCAGCGCACUGAGCGCUUCCUUAUUCGCUGAAAUCCCAGCGACUCAUCGAGGCGCAACGGACCAGGUCCUGAUCUGCACUGGAACCGGCCGGAAGGGCGCAGCGCCAGAACCCCCUACCUACGUGCCUACGCAAACAGUGGUCUUUUUGAUGGCCCUUCACCGGCUCUCAGCACUCAUAGAAUCUUUGGUCAACGCACCAGCAGAGGACAGCGGUGCCCGGCCUUGCACGCCCUGGCCCAGGGAUACACCGUGUGCUAUCAUCGAGCGUGCCUCGUGCACCGACCAGCGCGUUAUCCGUACAACUUUGGAGCAUGUAUGUACAGCAUUUGAGGCAGAGGGCUCGCGGCCUCCAGGGCUGUUGGUGGUUGGCGUAAGCUGUCAUGUCUUGCAUAAACCUAAUAAACAGAAAUGGGUUGUCGAAGAGGGAUUCAAAGGUCUGGAUGAACUGCGCGAUCCGUCUACGAUGAAUGAGCAGGAAUGGAAGGACUUCUAGAUGGCUUAUGGUCAUGGAUUGAUAACGGUCCAACGGAUUAUGAUCAUGACAAUUAUUUUGGUUUCAACAACGGAGUUGGAUGUGGGGAAAAGAAAAGUAAAGAUACCCGUACAUAGAUUUAAAUUCAUGAAUUUCCAUUCUAUCUAUUUCUUGGAC